Messenger RNA from Ailuropoda melanoleuca (giant panda), 5167 nucleotides. RefSeq names its product secernin 1 (gene SCRN1). The transcript is spliced from 8 exons. Gene Ontology annotation, molecular function: cysteine-type exopeptidase activity; dipeptidase activity. Lineage: Eukaryota; Metazoa; Chordata; Mammalia; Carnivora; Ursidae. Gene Ontology annotation, biological process: proteolysis. The record is from RefSeq and is a predicted model, not a curated record. The coding region runs from base 204 to 1448 and encodes 414 amino acids.
UGAGCCGGGCCAGCUGUUCGCAGGGGGCGGCGGGCCCGAGCGCCGGGAGUCUGGGGAGGGGGAAGCGCCCGACGGCCGCCUCUGCCGCUGCAGCCGCAGCCCCCGAUGUCGCCGCAGUAAUCGCCGCCACCGCAGCACCCGCACCCUCGGCGGCCGCAGCAUCAGCACAGCAGAGCCGAGCCCGGAGCCCGCCGCCCCGCAGGAUGGCUGUUGCUCCUCCAAGUUACUGUUUUGUGGCCUUCCCACCACGUGCUAAGGACGGCCUGGUGGUGUUUGGGAAAAAUUCAGCUCGGCCCAGGGAUGAAGUACAGGAGGUUAUGUAUUUCUCGGCUGCUGAUCAUGAACCCGAGAGCAAGGUUGAGUGCACUUACAUUUCAAUCGACCAAGUCCCCAGGACCCAUGCCAUUGUGAUAAGCAGACCUGCCUGGCUUUGGGGGGCAGAAAUGGGAGCCAACGAGCAUGGAGUGUGCAUAGCCAAUGAAGCCAUCAAUGCCAGAGAACCCGCCGCUGAGACGGAGGCCUUACUGGGGAUGGAUCUGGUCAGGCUUGGUUUAGAAAGAGGGACAACAGCAAAAGAAGCCUUAGAUGUCAUUGUCGCCUUGUUGGAAGAACACGGACAAGGUGGGAAUUACUAUGAAGACGCGGACUCCUUCCAUAGCUUCCAGAGCGCGUAUCUGAUCGUGGAUCGCGAGGAGGCCUGGGUGCUGGAGACGGUGGGGAAGUACUGGGCUGCCGAGCAGAUCACAGAGGGAGUGAAGUGCAUUUGCAAUCAGCUUUCACUCACCACAAAGAUCGACGCGGAGCACCCUGAACUCAGGAGUUAUGCUCAGAGUCAAGGCUGGUGGACGGGGGAGGACGAGUUCAAUUUUUCUGAAGUUUUCUCUUCAGCUGAUGACCAUCUAGACUGCUGUGCAGGCAAAGACAGCAUAGAAAAGAAAGAAGAAAGCAUCACUGUGCAGACUAUGAUUGACAUCUUACGGGACAAAGCCAGUGGAGUCUGUAUAGACUCUGAGUCUUUCCUUACCACAGCCAGCGUAGUGUCUGUUCUGCCUCAGAACAGAAGCUCGCCAUGCAUUCACUACUUCACUGGGACCCCAGAUCCUUCCAGGUCCAUAUUCAAGCCUUUCAUCUUUGUUGAUGAUGUAAAACUUGUCCCCAAAGCACAGUCUCCUUGUUUUGGGGACAGCGACCCUGCCAAAAAGGAGCCUCGGUUCCUGGAGAAGCCAGACCGCCGGCAUGAGCUGUAUAAGGCCCAUGAGUGGGCACGUGCUGUCAUCGAAAGUGACCAGGAGCAAGGUCGUCAGCUGAGAAAGACCAUGCUGGAACUAGAGAAGCAAGGCCUGGAGGCCAUGGAAGAAAUCCUGACCAGCUCUGACCCCCUGGACCCCACCGAAGUGGGGGAUCUUUUCUAUGACUGUGUUGACACGGAGAUUAAGUUCUUUAAGUGAAGUAAGCAUUCCCUUUCCCCUUCUUAUUUAAAUGUUCCCACCUUACUAAAUUACCAGCAAAACAAACCUCUCCUGUGUGAGUAAAAUGAGAAAGUUCAGAUGUGUUAAAGUCACACUCUUGUGUUCUGCCUUGAAGCUCAGCAACGACCCCUUCUCCUACCACGUAGCUUCCCUUCUUUUGCAAUGUAAUGCGUCUCCAUUUGCCUGUCGUUCGAUUGUAUGACUAAUUGUGGAUUUGCAGCUGCUCUCAUUGCAUCUCAGUGACAGUGGACACAUUAGCCUUCUCACAGAGGACAAGCGUUCACCAGGCCUUGGAAGGGGGCUCCACAGUGCUAAGUGUGCAGGAAAAGCAAAAUCUUUGGAAGUCCUAGUCUUUCUUUCCAUACUGGUUUCUUCCGGGUUAACAAAAGUCCAGGGCUCUUGUGUGUGUGGUUGAGGGAGAAGCUUCCAGGCCUCCCUUCACAGGAGUGCAUGCCUGUCAUGCAGAGUGUUUCCAAAUGGGUCUGCUGAGGGACAAAACCAAUGGGGAGGAACAAAGGGGGCCCCUCUGGGAUCCCAGCUCAUCCCAAUUCCCGUGAUCCUAGAGAGCCUGGCUUCUCUACACCGCACGUAUGUGUGGGGGACCCAUAGAUGGCCCCUGCGCGAGGGAGAGCUGGUUAGCCGAGUUAGCUAGAAGCGCCCACGUUAGAGAUUGGGAGGCGGCUGCACCGGUGGCUUCCCCGCACCACUGUGUGGCUCUCCCCAAAGGACUGAGGCUCUCCCUGCACUGUAGCGUGCCGCCCUUGGAUGUGGCUUUGUGUAGAAGCGAUUUCAGGCCUGGUUACGGCCGUCUACUUCGGGAUUAAUUAAAUGGCCCUAUGGCACAGUUCCACCCCACAAAGCUGAGAAUUUCUCCAGCUCAUGAGGGAAAGCAAAGGAGAAAUUCUUGACUGUUUAGAUUUCAGUUAAAGUAGCUGGAAUCGGAGCAGCGACUACAUUAUCUCAGCAGAGACUUUAGUUAAACUGAUUUGUCUCCAACGUCAUGUUCACACGAAGGAUUUGACUUUCCACCGGGGCAUAGAAGAGCGUGUGAGGAGGACCAGAUGGGCUCAGCAUUGGGAAGACAGAGGGCAGGGAGGUGACAGAUGGAUGCAGAAGCAUUCGGCUGCGGGGUGGCGAUCCAAGCCCCAGCCUUCCUGCCCAGCUUGUUACAUCCCACCAAGCUGCGUAGGGUGCCGCUGGCUCUCCCCGGCCCCUCCCUUUAUUACCAGUCGCUGCUAUCGGAGUGAAGGCGGCCGAAGGGGGCAGGCGUCGGGAGGGCUUCGCUUGGGCCGUUGAAACUCUAAAGCCCUGGGAAGUGGGCCCGGGGGCAGCGAUGAUGAGCAGAUGCGUAAGCAGGGGUAGCCGCUCGGGAAGGACAGCAGCUUCCUUGCUCCGGCCUCCCCUGUGCCAUUGGGGCCCAAUCACGCUUCGUCACUGGUAGGAAGUUGCAAGUGGAAAAACUGUGAGCGUCAGUAAUCUCUGAAGUGACCUGGGAUUAGUGACGCUGCACUGGCGGCGGUGCCCCACACGCCAUGCGGGCUGGAAGGGACGUGGUCCCACAUGCAUAUGUGGCACGGAGGGCCACGGGUCUUACCGGAACACAUCCUACAGUUGCUCACCGUGUCUCGUCCAGGGCUUUCCCUGUGCGUGAGUGCAGGGCCUCCUCCUAGAGGGAGCGGCCAUCCCCAGGGCGUCUGCUUACAGAUGCUAAGGCAGGGGAGGGUGAGGCUUGGGGGUGGGGCACAGGUACUUCGCUGCCCCUCAGUCCACCUGCUCGGGGGUUAUUUAAGACAAGGUGAUGUGGAAAACCACCCUCAGAUUUCACCACGUGGUUCACCUCCACGUGUUAUAGAAACAUUUUGUCAGACCUGACAGGUCAGAGAUACCCAAGGUGAUCCGGGGUUUUACCGAAAGAAGUCUAAUGAGGCUAAAUUACACAGAGGCCUGCUUUCAUUAUUACGGGCCACACAGAGGUCAUGGAGAACCCAUCCAGCCAAUGCCAUUCCCUAGCCACUGUGAAGUGGGAAAUACAAUGGCUACUUCUGUUAGGGGACAUUUGUCCAGCAACUCAAAGAAGGACCAACCCUAAAUGAGAAUUUGUCUGUACGUCACAAUUGUGAUGCCCCUGUCUUACCACCAGGGGGCGCGGCAGCCCGCCAUGGCACAGCCUGGCAGACGUUAAAUGGGGCUGGGAUGCUUCCAUCCAGCACAGAGGGGGUUCUGUGCACAGUCAAACCCCCAAUAAUAGCAGUGGAUGAAUUCUUUGUGCCUUGGGGGUUGUGGGGGAAAGACAGGAAGAGAGUAAGAAAUCUGCUGAUGCAGCUGGACUCACUUCUAGCGACUUUUCCUCUACUUCCGUCAACUGCUUAAAAUAUGUUGUUGGAGUUUGAGCAGGCUGUUGGGGAGAUGUUUCUUUUUCAAUGCUCCUAACAGACGCUGCUUUUGAAAAAUGCUUAUCAUUACGUGGAUGAUUUCUUGACCAGGGAUUGCUUUUCUAAAGGCAGUGUGGGGAAAUGAAUAUUCAAGAUGAACUAUGAAAGCAAUGUUUAAAGGUCAGUGUGUAAAUAGCUUCCUGAAAUACCAUUUGUAUAUCCAUUAAGACUUGGAUGGGGGAGCUGUGCAUGCUUUGUGAAGAAAGAAGGCAUGGCCAGGAUGGAAUUUCUCCCCUAUUCCCAUGCCCCAUAACCAAACAUAAGCUACUUAGUCUUGUCUAGCAGAUGGGAUUUACCAUAGAAGAAGACAGCCCUCAUCUUCUAAGGGGAAAGAGGCUGCAGUAAAAGUAAAUUAGCAAAGCAGAGUAGUCCUCUUCAUUCUUGGAGGUUGGUUUGGAAUUCUAGGUAGAAUUUUAGGUAGAAUAAGGCUAUACUUGAAAUUAUGGUGAUUCUUCAGUGCCCAGUAACAUAAGACUCAGUGUUAUUGUUAGGAAGAGUUUUUCUUAUAAGCUAACAGAGCAGGUAUAUGCCUAUUAGAUAUUAGCAGUGAAGUUCCUUCACUACUGGGUGAAUUGUUAGGUAUAAAAAAUAAUUACCAACCAGGCAAACUACUUUGCUUCCUAACUUAUGUCAUCCCACAUUGGUAUAGGUAUUCCACCGCUCUGACUGGCCCAGGAGGGAAGCCAGGUGGGACCAGUGUGUCUGCUAGGAAACUACGAACUGCAUUCUUGACUGCUGAACAGUCAAGUCAUUUGUAGGGGAGGUCUUCAGCUGAGCUCUCAGCUUCAGGAAGGAAGCACAUGAAAGAAGGAGGGAGGGGAGCCCCUUAGCUGGCCAUGCUUGUAUGGAGGGGGAGGAGUGGCGGGCCACAUGCACAUGCUGUCCCAGCACCACCCUGUGCCUCCCUGUGGCUGUGACAUUUCAUUCUGCACAGUCCCAAGUCCCAGCUCUCCUCCUAUGGCUUGUGUCAAAUGUGCUUUUUCUGACUGACUUCAAACAUUCCGAAUGUCACAUGCAGAUUUCUCAUGGGAAUGAAUAUGUAUGUGUUUGCAAUCAUGUUGUGAGAAGUUAAAUGUGUGAGCUGGGAAAUGCUAUUGGCAGGGAAUACUACAAAAGAAAAUCUUUCUGUUUCCUGCAGUGGGAACUGACCGUGUAGUCUUAACAGCCUUUUGUACAAAUAUCUAUGAACCAGAUAACUUCCCUAUCUAGUGCUUGCCCUUGGAAUUGUCUCUAAAUACAUCAAGCAUACAAUAAAAAAAAAAAAAA